Brassica oleracea var. oleracea is the source of this 501-nucleotide messenger RNA. RefSeq lists its product as uncharacterized. Lineage: Eukaryota; Viridiplantae; Streptophyta; Magnoliopsida; Brassicales; Brassicaceae. Bases 1 to 390 code for a protein of 129 amino acids. The record is from RefSeq and is a predicted model, not a curated record. The transcript is spliced from 3 exons. Gene Ontology annotation, molecular function: zinc ion binding.
AUGAUACAGCUAUGUAGGAUUUUUACAUCCAAAACGACCAAGAACCCAGGGAGACUUUUCCAUGGUUGUCCUAAUGGUAGUGAAGAGGAUAAGAAUCAUUUGUUCAAAUGGACGGAUGAGUCUGCUGUGGAGGAAAUUGAUGAUAUGAAGAGCUUGUAUGAUGACAAAAUCGGCCGUUUGGAGCUUCAGUCUCAGAGAUGUGAAGAUGUAGUGAGAAGCUAUGAAAAAAAGAUUGAAGAUUUGGGUGAUGCUUUGGCUGGGUUUGAAAAAGAGAUGAAGGAGAUGAAAGAGUUGGUUCACGGGUAUGAGAAAGAUGUGAAGAGCUUGAAGAAGAUGGUAGUUUGUGGAGUUGGAAUGAUGAUUGUGUACUACUAUUUUGCUAUGUACUAAUGUGCAAGAUUGCAAUGAAUUGUUUCAGUUUCAGUUACAAUAUGUUUGUCGGAUUGGUUGUUUUUCAAGGGGUUAACAGCUUCUGUUAUAAGAUAAGAACUAUUUUAAACA